Molecule: messenger RNA, 3543 nt
Organism: Chelmon rostratus (copperband butterflyfish)
Lineage: Eukaryota; Metazoa; Chordata; Actinopteri; Chaetodontiformes; Chaetodontidae
Gene: ciarta
Product: circadian associated repressor of transcription a
Exons: 6
Coding region: 210-1253 (347 amino acids)
Biological process (GO): negative regulation of DNA-templated transcription; circadian regulation of gene expression
Cellular component (GO): nucleus
Molecular function (GO): RNA polymerase II cis-regulatory region sequence-specific DNA binding
Source: RefSeq, a predicted model, not a curated record
ACGAGCGGGGCUCGAAUACGCACUGUGGGACUGGAUAACAGACGCAUACGCGGGUUGUGCACAUCUGUGCCCAGAAAGCUAGCCGUUAGCUCGGUUACUUCUGUAAAGGCUGAAAUUGUUCAACGUGUUCAAUAAGCGCAACGUGCCUUCUCACGCGUCGCUUUUUUCUUUUCACGUCUUUGGGAAUCAAAUUCUGCUCCAUCUCGGAGAUGACUUCAUUGGGCAAGUCUUCCAAAUGGCCAUCUUAUGACUCGCUACCCUCCACCUCAAGCUUUCACCUCAGUGAGAGUGAGCAGACUGAGGAUGAGGCAGAUGUCUUCUCAGAGGGAGAGGGGGGCAGUGGAAUAACAAAGUCCCUCUCAGUUGGUGAAGGAAUCACACUUUCCAGAAAUCACCUUGAAUUCACAGCUCAUCCUGAUCAGCCGCACUCGAGGUUUAGGAGCCUGGUCAACCAGCCUGGUCGCUGCCCUGAUGAAAAUAAGCAUCCCGGGUCAGCCUCCUCUCCUGGAGCUGCCACGCUGGGCUCAUCUUCAGCAACACCAGGGGACUUGGUCUUCGCUCAGAAAUGUGCAGAUUUGCGCAGGUUUAUCCGGCCUUUGCUUGAGCUUCUUCAUGGACUAAAGACUGGGCGGUAUGUCAAAGGUUUAUCCAGUUUCCAGCAAAGUGUUGCCAUAGACAGAUUGCAGAGGAUUCUUGGGAUAUUACAGAGGCCUGAAAUGGGAGAGAAAUACCUCCAAAACCUGCUGCAGAUAGAGAUGAUGCUCAAAAUGUGGUUUCCUCAGGUGGCAUUUCAGUCCACAAAUACACAAAGCCAGACCACCACUCCCAGACUCCCACACUGGCGCCAAAAUCAGCUCCACAUGCCAGUUAAGAAGAGAAAAAUGAGCUGGUCCGACCCUGACCACUCUGGCAAAGUCCAAGGCAAGCAUAAGCAACAUCAACAUGGAAAACAUGGAAGCUGCGAGGCUGCGAGUUCACUUGACACCAUUUCCACGCGACUACCUGGAUCACCUAAAAAACAGAAAACUCAAGUGGAAGAAACAGUAGAACUAGCUCGGGGCAGGUGUACAGCUGGACAUGAGUUUACAGGCAGCACUGGCACUUUAAGCAGGCCGUCCUGUUUAUGUAGCAGGAGAGAAAAUGAGAACCGGAAGCAGCCUGACAUUUCUCUGCCCUCCCCUUGUGGCAGCCCAGCUACACAAGACAGCUCGGUGUCCUCAAGCGGCACCAUUACUACAACUGACUCACCUUAGCUGGCCUUAGCUGACCUUGGUACCACAUGGAGGUGCCACAGCCUGCCAGCCAGAGUGAAGGCAGAGGGCGCUCUUGAUUACAUAAGCAUAAUGUUAGGCACAGGGCCAGUCUGUGAUGGCUGCAAGGCAUGUUAAAACCAGAAGAGGAGGAGAAGAAAUGCAGAGACACUCGUUAACACUAUCUGGCGUGGUUGUUGCUCACACCGGUGUUAUUGCACUAUAUUAUCAGGAAGUGUAUAUUGUUUUUAUGUAAGAGUAUCACUGAUUUUUGCUAAGUUAAAAGAUGUUUGAAGUAGUUUAGAUGUGUAAUGCGUUAAAGCAGUCUGUGGUCUUGUUUUGUAUUUUUUUCAUCAUAGAACGCAGCCCUAACAGUGACAGUGUAGGAUUUCAUGCCAUUGGCGAAAAACAAAAAGACCAGAUGUCACUUUUCUGAAAAUAAAUACACACAGAGGGUCACUGCUAUUAAGCAUUCAGCAGCAGUCCAAAAAAUAUAUAUUUUUCCUGCAAAAAUGUCCUGUGCUGUCCUUUCCACCUUCUUACAUGUGUGGAUUUUUUUUGCUUUCCUUUGUCACGUAUGAUAGUAAACUAAUCUCUUGUUUUUUCCCUUUGCUCCAGGGACUGCAUUUUUCACAAUUUUCAUGCACUUUAUAGACAAACAAAUGAUUUGAGCAAAUCAUUGGCAGCUUCUUUUGUAGUGACAAUAAUUGUUAGUUGCAGCUCUGGUGAAAAGAAUAUUUCAAUCAUGAACAUAGAUGCUUAAGAAGGGCAUGCAGGAAGUAUUUUUCCAGCUGAUUAUAACAUAUUGUAGAACAAAACCAUGUAGUCCCUGCCAAAAUGUGCCAAACAAUACUAAUUUGCAUUAUCAUAUCAUGUGCACUUUACUUCAGUCACUUCUUUAUUUACUUGCACUUAACACACAAACAGAAUCAAUGUUUCUUUGUAAAUAACAAUCAAUGUAAAAGAGCUAAAUGUUACACAGGAAAUACCACAACCUGAUUGAUCAAAAAUUACUGAGGCAGUUGAGGAAAUAUGAGACGCUUGGCCAGAUCUUAAUACAUCAGUUGGUCCUUUAUCUCGCCGAUGAGCAGACUUGUUUUGUUUCGAAAGACUUUAAAGUGUCACAUUUAUUACACAUAUGAGUUUAAAGUGACUGUUUUCAUUUUGUUUGUUUUUUUUCAACAUAAUGCAACAGGCAUAUAUGAUGAUGAUAUAUUUGAUCCAGUAUACACUGAAAUGGCUGUAAUUGCACCUUGGCUGACAACGAGGAAAUGUUACACAUUUGUUAACAUUAAAAAGUAGAGAUAUUAUUUAUUAAAGUACUAUUUAAGAGGGUCUGCACUUGAUAACCUCAACAUGAGGGCUUUGCAGGUACUUGAAUCUGAAACUUUACAGGCAAACUUGUCUUGUCUUUGUUUUUUAGUUGAAAUCUUGUUAUUUUGGCACUGUGGAUGGAAGUAGUUGAAAAGCAUAAAAAGUCAAUUUAGCUUAUUGCCAGGCUUAUUUUUCUCACAAAAUGCCCCAACUGCAAUGUGCCAUUAUGAGGGCAAACAACAGCUUCUGUGUCCCAUUUAAAAUGGAUUUGUAUCACUGACUUGUUGUAAAAUUUGCAUCACUCAAAGUGCUUUACUCUUGAUUAUGUAUGAGGAAAUAUCAUGGCGAUAUGAUAAACAAAACUUUCUAUUCCUGAAUACAUUGAUUCUUUUUAAUGGCAUUUGUUACCACCAUAUGUGAAAUCAGAUAUCAUUCAUGUUGAAUGGUGUUUCAUGUUGGUGGUUUGUCACCAGUAAGCCUUUCUUAUAUGACAUAAAGGUAGUUUACCUGAAAUGUCUUCAUUAAUCAUACAAAAGUGUAUUAUUUAACUGACGAUGGUAAAAAUCAUCAUCUCACCACUUAUGUCAUUGCAAACCAAAUGUGCUGCUGUGUAGAUGUUUCUCAGGCCUCACCAUUAGUCAUUUUCAUUGAUCCUGAGUUAUGUUAUUUAAAAUGGAAAAUGUAAGCACAUGAUUGAGUACAGUCGUGUAGUGUGGUUUUGCUUUGGUAUAUAAAAUGUAGCAUCCUAGUGUACAGCUUUUGCUGUGCUGGGUUACACAUCUUUCAUUUGUAAAAUAGGAGAAAAACUUAAAGUAGAAUAAAAAUCUUAUUUCCCAAUAUAGGUCUUUAAUUUUGUGUUGUUUUUAGUUUUCUUUGUUUUAGGCUAUUUCUUUGUUUCUCAUAAUGAAAUUGUUGUUAUUGGUGACUGAUAAAUACACAUGUUUUUAUAUAUUAAAUGAGUUAUGUGGUUCAUCACAAU